GCUGCGCUCAGCCUGGGCACGUAUGUCGGUCAACAUAGCCAGGCGCACUCAGAGGCAUACCUCACAGGUCCUCCGCGAGGCAAACUUUGCAAAAAACAAAGGUUGGCUUAACGGAAGCGACCGAAAUCAUGUCUUGCUCGUAGACUUGCCUCGUACCGCUCUGCCUGCCGACGUGCGGCGACUGUGUGCGAAGCAGCGAUUCGACCAUGUAUCCAAAGUCGCACUCGAUUAUUACCGCUUUUCACCCACCGGCCGCGCCUGGGUCACAAUUAGCGAUGCAAAUCACACAGAAGCCGCCGUCAAGGUGCUCAAGAACUGCAACAUUGGCGGCGCCAUGAUCAAAGCACAUGCCGCUGAGCCUGUCUCCGAGCGUCCAUCACGGACGCGGGGUCCAAAAGGCCGUAUGGAGGCCGCAGAGCGCGGGAUUAUCCCAGGAACAGGCCCCGACACCGGCAUCCCGCACCAGGGGCGGUGUGUGGUUAUGUACGGGCUACCCGGCCAACUGACAGUAGAAACUCUGAGAGCCUUCCUCAAGAGCUUCAAGCUUGCUGGGAUGGAAAACGGCCAGAAGGAGGUCAUCAAGGUCGAGCUCGACCCGGACAACAAAAACCCUACCUCACGAUUUUUCGUGCGCCUGGCUUCCGUAGCAGAAGCGCACCGACUGGUCCGUCGUCUGCAUAUGACGCACUACCAGCCUGACCAUUACGGCACUCGAUGUCCUAUACAUGCACAUGUCAUCUACUAGAGAACAUCAUACCACUCAUACAUCUUCA
Messenger RNA from Postia placenta MAD-698-R-SB12, 773 nucleotides. RefSeq lists its product as hypothetical. Bases 23 to 745 code for a protein of 240 amino acids. The transcript has 4 exons. Gene Ontology annotation, molecular function: nucleic acid binding. The record is from RefSeq and is a predicted model, not a curated record. Lineage: Eukaryota; Fungi; Basidiomycota; Agaricomycetes; Polyporales; Adustoporiaceae.